Messenger RNA from Acanthopagrus latus (yellowfin seabream), 1141 nucleotides. RefSeq names its product SYF2 pre-mRNA-splicing factor (gene syf2). The transcript is spliced from 7 exons. Lineage: Eukaryota; Metazoa; Chordata; Actinopteri; Spariformes; Sparidae. The coding region runs from base 110 to 826 and encodes 238 amino acids. The record is from RefSeq and is a predicted model, not a curated record. Gene Ontology annotation, cellular component: Prp19 complex; catalytic step 2 spliceosome; post-mRNA release spliceosomal complex.
GCUAUAUGACAAAAUAAUUAAAUGUAAACGUUUACGUUUUCUUCUGCGUAAUAUCCGCUCUGAACAUCUCACUUCCUGUCUUCUUCCUUCUUGUAACGUUAGCACAGCAAUGGCGUCCUGUUGUGAGGAGUCUGUUACAGCCACCGAAGAGGAGCCAACUGAAACGGCAGCGUCCGAGAAGAGAGAGGCGAGACUGCGGAAAUUUCGAGAGUUACAUUUCAAACGGAAUGAAGCACGCAAACUCAAUCACCAGGAGGUUGUGGAGGAGGACAAGAGACUGAAACUCCCUGCUAACUGGGAGGCUAAGAAAGCCCGGCUGGAGUGGGAGCUCGCUGAAGAUCAGAAGAAAAAGGCUUGUGCUGACAGAGGAGAGGACUAUGACAGAGUGAAACUGUUGGAAAUCACUGCUGACGAUGCAGAGCGGUGGGAGAGGAAGAAGAAGAAGAAGAAUCCAGACACAGGAUUCGCAGGUUAUGCAGAGGCCCAAUUGCGACAGUACCAAAGGCUCACCAAGCAAAUCAGACCAGACAUGGACAGCUAUGAGAAGCAGAGGGAAGAAUACGGUGAGGACUUCCACCCCACAUCCAAUAGCCUGAUCCAUGGCACCCAUGUCCCUACAAAGGAGGGCAUUGACCGCAUGGUGGAAGAUGUUGAGAAACAGAUCGAGAAGCGGGCCAAGUACAGCAGACGCAGGGCCUACAAUGACGACGCAGACAUCGACUACAUUAACGAGAGGAAUGCCAAGUUCAACAAGAAGGCGGAACGUUUCUAUGGAAAAUACACAGCAGAGAUCAAACAAAACUUGGAGAGAGGAACAGCAGUCUAGUGGAUCCAGUCAUCUCAGCGGACAUGUCGCUGUUUGAGCUUUUUGUCUUCAUUGAGGAGUCUUGGAUGCAUCUUUUUCUUUUCAGGACUUGCUGCAUACCAAGUGUGUUAGCAUACUGAAAUGGGCUUCUGAAUUAAAAAGGCAGUGUUUUGUUUUGUUUUGUUUUUUUUUUUCAUAUAUCAUGCUGAUGUUUGAAAGAUAAUUACAUAUUCUGUAAAAUAUGUAAUGUGUAGUGUUCUUUGUACAGUAUUAGAUGUUAAAACAACAGUUAUAAUUCUUCUUAUUCUUUAUUUUUAAAUAAACCACUUACAAUUA